GAAAUCUGCGAAAUUGAGCGACAAUUUUUUAAAUCUGUUUAAAACCUGUUGGUUUCCGGUUGGGCAGCAGGGAUCGAGGGAUCCAACCGUCAGGAUGCCGUCUCCAAAGAAUGGAUUUGGGAAUGGAAAUGGAACUGAUUUACUGCUCUACUACCAUCCUUCCUCGUUUCACUCACAAAAGGUGGCCAUGUCACUCUACCAGAAGGGGCUCAAGUUUCGCCCCAUCUACGUUGAUGUAAAUCGAGAUCGGAACUUCAACGCCAAGCUUUUCGCAUUAAACCCUAAAGGAGAAGUUCCAGUGCUAGUGGACGAAGUCAGAAUAAUCCCUGAGUCUGAGCACAUUAUCAAUUACUUGGAAGACAAUUUUGGCAAUGGAACCCCUCGUCUUUGCCCACAAGAUCAUGACCUGAAACAAAGAGUUAAAAAUCUCAACGACCUUAUCCAUGCUCUCAAAAUUGAUGCACUUACCUUUGGGUCAGUCGCAUUUGAUGAUUUAGAUCUGACUCCAAAAGCUCCAUUCGACGAUCCUGCAUAUCGGAGUCAACUCAAAUGGACUGGUGAGAAUAGGACGCAAAGUUUGUUAACAGAGAUGGUCUUACACCCUAAGGAUCAAAAUAUGCCAAUGCUGCAGAGACGGCUCGACGAGAUAACAGAAGAAGACGUUUGGUGGCAAGAUUCUCAAAAAUAUUUAGAUCUGAUAUUGGAAUUUGAAAAAAUCAUGGAUGAGUGCGAAGCUGAAUUUCAAUCCCACGAGGAUAAUCGAUGGUGGCUAGGAUCUCCAGAAAUAUCUAUAGCAGAUGUGAGCUUUAGCAUCCUAUUGCAUCGACUAUGGCAACUUGGAUUUGAGCGGAGGAUGUGGGGAGAUCGUCCUUUCAUCAAGCGGUACUAUUCAAGGGUGCAACAGUUGGAGAGUUUCAAAUUGGCUACGAAUAUGCCAAGCGGAAACGGGUUCACGAUUGGUAGUCCUUACCUGUGGGGGUUUCUUGGUGCUGUUGCGCUUGCUGGAGGUGGGCUGUAUUUGUGGAAUAAACAUCAAGCUGGAAAUUCACUUCCAGAAAUAACACCCACGAUUCUCACCAGCAAAGGAAUUUCUUCAUCAUACGGUGGUCCAGAUAGGCUCAAAUUGGCUGGCUUUCCUCGAACUCAAUAAAUACAAAUUCUUCUUCUGCUGCUAUUCAAGACUUCCAGCACAAUUUAUGUAUAAUACUAUUAACAUUAGCUCAAAAUCCCAAAAAUAAGCUUCGUGUCAUUUAUCCAAACCAAUAUGCUACGUAAAAAAAUUAAAACCAGUUAAAAUAGUUGAAAACGAUUGACGUACCUGAUAUGAAUAUUAAUAUGCAAUGUUAUGUAAGCGAACUACUGUGAUUUAAGACUGAGUCGAGUGUGAUGAAGAAGAACUGCAGUACUAUAAAAUAGAAACCAAAUUUAUUAUUGUAAUGAAAGAACCCAAAAACUAUCAAUAUAUCCAAUCCAUAGAAUGGUGGAAGCCAGAAAUUAUUUUGUGAACUUAGUAGUAACAGAGUCUUGGGAUUAACGAAAACUCUGAGUAGUAAAAGUCAAGUACAUUGUGGAUGUGGAAAUGUGGAUGAUAAAUACAUAUAUACGUGCAUACAUAUGUAUAUAUUAGUCAGUUGUGUCGUCAAUUUCGUCGUAAAUGAUUACAUAAAUUAUAAAAUUGUGGCAAGCAAGUCAAAACAGUAAAAAUGCCAUGUAAUCAAAUCAACAUUAAAA
Folsomia candida is the source of this 1731-nucleotide messenger RNA. RefSeq names its product ganglioside-induced differentiation-associated protein 1 (gene Gdap1). Gene Ontology annotation, biological process: mitochondrial fission; mitochondrial fusion. The transcript has 6 exons. Lineage: Eukaryota; Metazoa; Arthropoda; Collembola; Entomobryomorpha; Isotomidae. Gene Ontology annotation, cellular component: mitochondrial outer membrane. The record is from RefSeq and is a predicted model, not a curated record. Bases 95 to 1150 code for a protein of 351 amino acids.